AUGGACAAGGUGGAGGAGGAAGUGGAGAAGGUGAAGAAGGAGUGGGACGAAACGUACAGUAAGGUGGUAGAGCAAAUAAAGGCAAUAGAGGAGUAUGGUAAAUCACCUAGAGUUACUAUUGCGGAGCCGCAGAGAGACUCGCUGCCUAGAAUGAACGGGCUCGCCCAAGACGGCUUGGCGUUGCUUAAUUCAUUGCAGUUCAAGCUCGAUCUGUUUGCCCCUCAGUUGCCCACCGACGAUCAGGUCCAGUCGGCAAAGAACUUGCUUGAGUCCUGGAAAAACCGAUCCCAAAGUUUGCGGUUGAGUAUGAGGAAUGCCAAUUUGCAAGCAAAGGCUAACAUGAGGAAAGCUGCUCAGAAAGAGAGAGAACUUCUUUUGGGAGGUGGAGAAGAGUCCACUGUUCGUCGACGGAACUUACAAACAAAGGCUGGAAUGACAUCUGCCGCAGAAAGCAUCACAGAGAGCCUUCGCCGUACUCGUCAGCUGAUGGUUCAGGAGGUGGAAAGAACUGCAGGCACACUCAUGACUUUUGAGGACUCUACUGGAGUACUACGGAAGGCUGAAAGUGAAUAUAAGGGACACCGUUCAUUGUUGAUGCGAACCAGAAACCUACUCUCCACUAUGCAACGACAAGAUGUCAUUGACAGGGUGAUACUUGUAUUAGGAAUUAUCCUGUUUUCUUGUGCUGUUCUUUAUGUGGGUUCGAAGCGUAUUGGUCUACUGACGUUGCAGAGGCAGGUCACAGCUGCCAUUAAGGCUGGUAUGGGUGGGCGAGCAGAACUCAGACCUGGAGCUGUUGAAGAUGUCGUAAAUCAUGCCCAGGUCUAUGACAAUGCAGUUCAUAAAGUGGAGGAACCUCUAGAAAGAUUGAUGCACGAUGAACUCUGA
This is a messenger RNA of Prunus armeniaca (apricot), 888 nucleotides long. The record is from the annotation of a GenBank genome assembly. Lineage: Eukaryota; Viridiplantae; Streptophyta; Magnoliopsida; Rosales; Rosaceae.